AUGAACCACUCCCCGCCAGCCAUAUCCUUCAUCGGGAUCGUCGAUUUUUCGCAGGAUGCAAAAUGGCUGUAUAUGACCGACUCGGUCACCGAACUCCUCGGUGCGCCCAUCGAUCAUGUCUCCUUGCAGCCCCCGCUCACAGUGAUGGCAGGUUACGAGCCAAGCGACCUCAUCGGGCAGCCCUCGCUCGACCUCGUGCACCCUGACGAGUUCCCGAGUAUCCGCCAGCUCCAUUACGACACCAUCCUGCAGGACAAGGCCGCCUGCCUCGUCUACCUGCGCAUGAAGCACAAGGAUCCCUUUCGCGGCUACAUACUAUGCGGUGUCGACUGUGGUGCACAACGUGCUCGUGGGCAGCGUCUCUUUUGCGAGCCGGGCGCCAAGGCACUGCACAACGCCUCCACGGCGCAGGAGAUCACCGUCAUCACUCCCUCUGCGGCAAACUUCCAGUUCCGGAGAUGGCAUGACCCCUCGCCAAUGCCGCCCAGCCCCAUCCCACAAGAGAUGGCCAACGUCAACCUCGCAGAGAUGCUCCAGCGCACCUCGCCCGCGCCGUCCUCCUCGUCCUCGUGGGGGUCCAAGAGCCCGCGUAGUCCGAGGAACUCGCAGAGCCCACCCGGAAGAAGCGCCCGCGCCGGCUCGCCGCACCCUGAGAGGUCGCCAACGCUUUCUGGGGCAGAAGAAAGGGACAAGGAGAGGGAGGGGGAGGGGAGGGAUAAUGGGAGACAGAGGGAUGGUGAGAGGAACGGAGGAAGAGAGGAGAGGGACGCGGAAGGCAGGCGGAGGCGUGGAGACCGGGGUGGGCGAAGCAGCAGGAGCCGCUCGCGAAGCCCAAGUCCAAGCCGCAGCCUCAGCAUCUCGCGCGAGCGCUCAAGCAAGCUUGCCCAUCGCGCGCGCAACGGCAGCGGUUCAAGUACGCAUGCGCACGUGCACGCGCACGCGUACGACCCGCGGCGGAACGGUCACUCUCACCCCUCCUCCCACCCGCACCCGUACCCCCCAAGCAUCGCCAACAUCCCCAUCAUCUCCUUCGAGCCCCCCGCCAACAAGUCCUUUCGCACCGCCUUCAUCCUCGACCGCUUCACCAUGAACUGCACCAUCAUGUACUGCUCCAACGACUUGUUGGUGUCCACCACCGAGGCCAUCGGAAGGAGCUUUUACGACUUUGUGAGUAGGAGAGACGAAGAGAUCGUGCAGAGCUGGAUUGGGUGUGUGAAGGGAUGGGGGGUGAACGAGAAGGGCCAGCCGAGCGAUGGUGGGUUUGGGUUUGGGAGGUUUAUGUUGUUGCCUGAGGGGCGGGAUUCGGGUGCUAGCCGCCGCAUCCCCGAACCGCCUACACCGUCGAGGCACCGCGACCGACACGGCACGCACUCGCACGGACAAGCGCACCACCCGCACCAGCGCCGACCUUCAAAUAACCCGCACGGGCACAGUCGGCCCACCCCACGCGCGCGUGCACAAACACAUACCUCUACCCCCUCUUCCUACGCCUCUUCCUCACCCUCCUCUUACAACCCUUCGCGUUCUCCCACCUCUCCACACUCUCCCACCUCUCCCUACGCCUCCACAUCCGGCGCCUACUCCUCAGGCGCCUACUCCAGUUCCACAAGCCAUUCGCACUCCUCUCACUCGCACGCUCACUCGCCUACGUCAACACGCUCGCCCUACGCCCACCCGCCCGCGUACAGCACCUCGCAGAUCACACAGGGCAUGCACACUAUGAACGUGCACGGGCUCGAAGAGGCGAACGCGGAGAAGUUCGAGGUCGACGCGAUCUUCUCGGCGCACUCGGAUGGGCUGAUGGUCAUAUUGCGGCGGGCGUCGUAG
This is a messenger RNA of Cyclocybe aegerita, 1827 nucleotides long. Lineage: Eukaryota; Fungi; Basidiomycota; Agaricomycetes; Agaricales; Hemipholiotaceae. The record is from the annotation of a GenBank genome assembly.